AUGGCAGCCAUGACCAAGGCAUCUUUUGGUGUGCUUUUUGCAGGUAAAGAACCUUCUGCCUGUUCAUUGGUAUCUGUUUUGUCCGCCAUGAUGUUUUCAUUAAUACUACUACAUGACAGUUACACCGCAAUCAAAAAUAUUUAUGAGGGAUACCGCUGUUCAACUCCAAUCGAGACAAAAUGGCGGCUGCAUUUCCUUCUGAAAGAAGCACGAAAGAUGUUAUAAAUUCGAUAUUAGAUGAUUAUGAAAAAUUAACCAAGUACGUUGCUUGUUAUACCAUUUUCUUAAAUCAGUUAUUCUGCGUCAUUUCUAAUGCGAUGAGUUCUGUUCUUUAAAAUAUCAGGGUUGUUUAUAAUCGCGACAGAUGUUGAUUAAUGCUUAGUUUCAUCCGCUUUUGUAUGUAGAGAAUUAUUCGAAAGUUUGUCUGCAACUUCAUUGUAUCGAACAACAAAGCAAGAUGCUAAUUCAGGAGAAACAGCAAAGGUAAGCUAUUUUAUUAAGGUUAAACUUUGUCAGACGCAAUCACGAAGGACAAGGGAAGGUCAUCAGUGAAUUUAAAUUUUUGUUACUUUGCCUUUUCGGCGUAGGCCGUCGAUCAACUUAUUUCCAAGGAGAAAGAACUGCAAGCAGCUAUCGAGAAAGUUCAGGAGCAGCAAGCACGACAACAGGAAAUCCAAACUGUGAGGGAAGAAAUAUCAAAGAAAGAUCGGGAAAUACUUAACCUUGAAUCCCAGCUAAAGGAAGCUGAAAAAAUAUUGGUAGGUAAAGACACAGGUGUAAAGAAAUAGUGUUGUAUAAUAGAACAUGAUACUGAGAAUGACAAUGAUCUGUCUUGUGUUUCAACUAAGUCCUUGAGAGCUUGCCUGUAGUUUUUUUGCAUCCAUGUUUACCUGCAGUCAGCAUUUGUUAUAAUUUUGUCAAAAAGGGUAGUAGCCCAUCUCCCCCUGGUCACUACUCUUUACUCACCACUGACCCAAAUGGCACACUCUUUGAAAAUAUAAAAAAAUAGGAACACUUACAUCAUUUGGUUAUAUUUAGUCCCAGGCAUUAUUUCAAGCAAAGAAAAAGUUGUCUGCCAUUAAUCAGGCCAGUAAAGGUAAAUGGAAAGGAUUAUUUCAACUGUAGAGAUCUUUCUGGUUUUUUUUGUAAUUAUUUAUUUAUUAUUCUGUGUUAGGCAGGGUUCAAGGGAUUGGUUACGUAAGAGAGAGAAUAGAAAUGAGUAUGGAAAUUGACAGGAAAAUCUGAACAAAAGUGAAUUGCCCCCCUUGGCUCAUGAGAUAGCAAACUAGUGUCAGAGUCAGAGCCCUCUUUGUCAUAUGUCCAUGUCAUUGCUAAAGCUUUCAACUGUUUCUUCAAAUUUGAAUUUGUAGUAACAGAUAGAAAAAUAGUAACAGAAGAAUGAAAUUAUCAAUUUCUAUACCAUGAAAAGUUUUUUAACCCUUUAACUUCCAGAAGUGAUUAACAUGAAACUUCUCCCUAUCAUAUUCAUAAAUAAUCUGGCAAACAAGUAAUGAGAGUACUCAAACAUAUCAGGUAGAAGUCUUUAUCCUGAUCAAACACUUAAUUCUCAUAACUUAUUUACAAGGAAAUGUGUAGCAGCUAGAGGUGAGAAUUAACAAUCAGAUCUUGGGAGUUAAAGGGUUAAAAAUAUAAUUGCCCCUUUUAUCUUCUCCUCCCCCUCUCAAAAAUAGACAAAUAUUAACACACGAAAAUUUCUGAAAAAGAAGCCUCUUCUUUUGCAUGACUGAUAUGAUCUUUCAUUUUGAUAAGGAAUGGUUUCAUCUGAAGACCUUAUCAAGUAUGCUCAUCGAAUCAGCAGCAGCAAUGCUGUGGAGGCCCCAGUAUCAUGGAUGCCAGGUUUGUUUAGUCAUGCUUCUCAAUAGAUGAAUUUCCUUUUGUUCUAUUUCUUGUAAGACUAUUGGGAAGAAUUUAGUUCUUUCAUUGUUUACAUUAAAUCUGUCAUCUGAAUGCUAAAGCUCUAAAGUUUUUUCCUGUUAACUUAUCAAUGUCCUUUUCUUUCUUGCUCUCGGUGUUUGGGAAACUUAGUUGGUAAUCUGAAGGUCAUGCAAUGCUUAUCUUGCAGAUGUGAUAUUUAGUUAUCUAGUCCUUCCAUGAUUUGGUAUGAAAUUAAUAACUGCAUGAUAAAUUUAUUGAUGUAACAUCCAGAGCUUAUCUAAGAAUGCAAAACAAUGACCUUUCCAAGGCUAAGCCUCAAGACUUUUUAUUUAAUGUUCAGCUUAAAAGACCACCUCAGAUGGCUAAUUAUAUUUACCCAUCCUGAUGUAUCACACAGGUGACCCACGGAGACCAUAUCCUCAAGAUAUUGAGAUGCGAUCUGGCUUGCUAGGGAGACUCAUGGAAGGUGUGCCUGGUGAAACUGAAGGACCUGGGGCUGAUCGUUCAGCUCCUCAGGAAGUGGUCCAGUCGUCCGCCUCUGCAUCACAGAUGCUGCAGCCUACUGGUGGACUGGGUAAGAUUGAAUAAAAAUUGCACUCAAGGGAAUUCAUUUUCUAUUUUUGUAAUUCUAUCAGUACAUUUGUUGGUUUCAUUAAAUAGUUAUAAAUAACUGAGAUUGACUUUUCCAUUCUUUCUAUAAGGCCUCACAAAUGGUCAAGCAGCAGCAUUUUCCUGGCAAAGCCAGCUUCCAGGAGUGCAGUCUGGACCUUUACAGGUGAAAAAUGAUUGUCUUGAUAUAAUUUUUAGUUAUCCAAGUUUAAAUGUGGGAAUUACAACCAUAAUAAUGUUGUGGAUAUUUGAUCUUAAUAAAGCUUGUAAAUAUUAUUUUUCUCUUGAGUGAGUAGACUUAGGAAGCAUAACAGUCUCCUCUUUGGUGCUGUAAAUACAUAAACAAACUGAGUAAAAAUGAACACUUAUCACUACCAAUCCAGACUGCUGGGAGGCCAACAAGUUGGUCAUUUACAAAGUGUGGCAGAGAUGUUGAAGCCAAGACAUCCUAGAAAUGAGUCCAACUGAGUGGUAGAGUGAAGAAUGUGAACCUUAGAUCAGCAGUUCUUAAACAUAGGAUCCUAAAUCACUUUUUUCGUGCUUCCUGUAUCUGAAAAUUGCAGUGACAAUACUCAGUCAUCUCAUUCUACUAAACCUUUGAUAAGCCAAGGGCUUGUUGGGAGUGAGGGGAAGGGGGGAGCAGUUUGACCAAAAUAAAUGUUUUUACUCAUUAACUUAUUUUUAUUUGCCUGAAAAUGUUUUUUUUCACAGCAAGAUGCAUCUUCCAGUUUGGAUAUCCUAACAAACAAUCUGACAAAGGAAGUGACCAAUGGUAGACAAGAACAAGGUGUGGAUGAAGUAGAGUUCAUGUCAUCAUCAUCAUCAUCAUCUUCCAGCGACAGCCCAUAACAGCUGACUCUGUAAAUUAUAGCUUAAAAUAAAUGUAUUAAGGACAUUUUCAAAGUUGUGGCUAUUUAAUGAAGAGCUGAUAAUGAUUUAUUGCCUUGCUGAGCUGCUUAGAUCUAAACUUAAAUUUUUCUUUAUCUUUACAGUAUGACUGUGUCUUGUUUGAUUUAUUUUAUCAUGUUCAGGACUGAUUAAAACAAGAGUCAGUUAUUGCUCUGUUAGUUCGGUGGAAUUGGAACUGAAGUAUUGAUGUUUUUUUGAAUAAUUGUAUAUAGCUCAUUUAGCUCUGAACUUCGACUUCAUGUGCAAUGCGUUUUCAGUUACCAACUGAGUUAGAACGUACGCAAAUGAAAAAAUUUAAUUGAGUACGUUUGUAUGCCAUGAAGUGGUCACAUGGCUAAGGAAGGUAAAAUUACUGGUUUUUAAAGAUCCGCCGUAAGAUUUGCCGUGAUUUGUUUUUAUUUUAAGGCCGCGGAAAUCUUUAACAGUACGUGUAGAUGUCGAUGGUAAUAAUUUUCAUUUUCAGCUUUUAAAAUCAGAAAACUAAUAAAAUCAUGAACCUAUUGUAUUGCCAAACUCAUUAAAGAGUUCGUUGUGGCUCAGUUGAUGUAGCAGCCGACUGUGAAAUCGGACUUGUACAGGGACUCUGACUCAUUAUUUCAUCCUCACAGGAAAUAUAGAUGUGUAGGAAUUUCUUUAAAACAAAAUCCACGUGCAUAAAAAAAAGCAGUACAAAGCGACUUACAUUUAAAGUUUUGUUAGUUUUCAAACAAUGGCUCUAAGUCAACAAAGCUUUUAAAUUUUCCACGUGUUUACGAUUGGCACGGAAAUUGUAAUUAAUUUUUCAUGAAUCGUUGAAAACCGGGAAUCUUUUAUGCAUAGAAUUUCAUAUAAGUGCAGAGGAACCUUUCUACAUUAUCCGUCUGCAGAACUCGGAAAUAAUUACGAUAUAGUUAAAAGGACUUAAAAGGUGUUGAAACAAAUCCCCUUUAUUUUAUAUUUAUGGUGUGACUUUGCAUAAGUGCUUGUUACCAAGUUAAGAAUUGACAU
This is a messenger RNA of Pocillopora meandrina, 4401 nucleotides long. The record is from the annotation of a GenBank genome assembly. Lineage: Eukaryota; Metazoa; Cnidaria; Anthozoa; Scleractinia; Pocilloporidae.